GAUUGUGUUAUUAAUCAUUGAAAGAAGAAGAAGAUUGCUAUUUGACAUUUUCUUUUCACAAUUUGCAUCGAAUUUGCUUAACUCGUGGCGUAUAGAGAAUUUUCAUUUUUUAGUGCAAAAAUAUAAUUAAAAUUAAAGAUGCCAGGCGCAGAUACAAUUAAAUCUUCAUGGGCCGAUGAGGUUGAGCUAGAUUACGGCGGUCUGCCACCACCUACUGAAGUAAUUGAAAAUGGUUUCAAAUACGUCACAGAGUACAACUACGACAAGGAUGACAAGAAAGUUAAAGUGGUUCGUACAUACAAGAUUUCCAAGCAAGUUGUGCCAAAAACAGUUGCUCUACGUCGUACUUGGCCCAAAUUCGGCGAGUCCAAAAAUGAUAAAGCCGGACCCAACUCCCAAACUACUAUUGUUGCUGAAGAAAUCUUCAUCCAAAUUCUCAACACCAAGGAAGAAGAAAAGGCCAAUGAUCCUUUGUUAGAUUUGAGCAAAAACAUUGCCAAGUGCCGUAUUUGUAAUGGUGAGCAUUGGUCCGUGUAUUGUCCAUACAAGGGUACUGCUAUGGAUACCAAUCUGAUGGAAAAGAAAGCAACCGCUGCCGCCACCGCCGUUACAGAAGCACCCAAACCCGGCAAAUAUGUACCUCCAUUCCUUAAAGACAGUCAAAAAGGUGGUAUGGGUAUGCGUGGACGCGAUGAUACUGCUGCUAUUCGUAUUUCCAAUUUAUCUGAAUCUAUGACCGAACAAGAUCUUGAAGAACUUAUCAAACGUAUUGGACAACAUACCAAAAUGUAUUUGGCCCGCGAUAAAAAUACUGGCCUUUGCAAAGGUUUCGCCUACGUUCAUUUCCGCCAACGCAAAGAUGCCGCUGCAGCUAUUGAAAUCCUUAAUGGCCACGGUUAUGAUCAUUUGAUCUUGAGCGCUGAAUGGUCGAAACCCCAGACCAACUGAUACGUAGUGAGGGAUUCGACUUUAACUUCCAAUAAACAGAAUUAAAAUUAUAAACUUUUUUUUUACAUACAUCUUACACAAACAAGUUCUAUAUGAUAAAAUUAAUGUUAUACAGAAAAACAAACAAAAACUAUUCAGAAAUAUAAAUAUAUAAGUAGAUAGAAAGGCUACAUGAGUAAAUGUAAGCAGUAGCCUAACUCCAA
Calliphora vicina (urban bluebottle blowfly) is the source of this 1151-nucleotide messenger RNA. Its product is annotated as eukaryotic translation initiation factor 3 subunit G-1. Bases 139 to 948 code for a protein of 269 amino acids. The record is from RefSeq and is a predicted model, not a curated record. The transcript has 2 exons. Gene Ontology annotation, cellular component: cytoplasm; eukaryotic translation initiation factor 3 complex. Gene Ontology annotation, molecular function: RNA binding; translation initiation factor activity. Lineage: Eukaryota; Metazoa; Arthropoda; Insecta; Diptera; Calliphoridae.